AUGGAGCUGGAUCCGAUGGAGGUCGUGGGGAUGACAAGAGCAUGCUCGAAUAUCUUAGUGGCAGUGUCGGAACGGUGGGACACUCAACGCCAUUGUCAUGAAGUCUUUGACCGACUUGGAGAUGCCGUGUUGGCCGAUCUUUCGGCAUCGCAUCGACAGCACUCUACCAUGACAGACAGCCCUGUUGUCAGCAGUGAGAGCCCAGUCAGUGCAGCCACGGCCUUACCACCGCAACGACAGGCAUUUUCACAGCAGCAUCUGUCGAACCCGAAUCACAUCGCCUUCUGGCAGAAUCAACAACAGCAGCAACAGCAACAGCACCAAAUGGCGCCACAAGCAGAGGCGAGCCGCUACGGGGGCACCGCCCCACCGCCCCCUCGCCUCGCAGUGGAUACUGAGCUCAUGCACUGCUACGAUGAUAUUCAGAGCUUGUAUCAGCAACAGCAGGUCGAGGAGCCUGUUAUGCAGUUGACACAAGAAUGGAUGGGCUAUUUGGGCAAUGGGGGUGAGCCGGCUGGUGGCUAUGUGACCUAUGGACAAACAGGGCAGCAGAUCGAGCAGCGAUUAGCAAGGGGUUCGCGGAAGCCAAGUCAGUAUUCACCGCAUACUCUACCUUCGCAACGUUAG
Messenger RNA from Recurvomyces mirabilis, 627 nucleotides. RefSeq lists its product as uncharacterized. The record is from RefSeq and is a predicted model, not a curated record. The transcript is spliced from 2 exons. NCBI's taxonomy places the organism in Eukaryota, Fungi, Ascomycota, Dothideomycetes, Mycosphaerellales, Teratosphaeriaceae. The coding region runs from base 1 to 627 and encodes 208 amino acids.